AUGGAGAAUACGGAGAAAGUAGCUGUACUACGUUCCCUAACAAGACACCAACGCAUCCACACUGGAGAAAGACCAUAUGAGUGUGACCAGUGUGGAAAGAGUUUCACCCAGAGGAAUGUGCUUAAAGAUCACCAACGCAUCCACACUGGAGAAAAACCAUAUGAGUGUGACCAGUGUGGAAAGGCUUUCACAAGAACAAGUGACCUAAAAAUCCACCAACGCACCCACACUGGAGAAAAACCAUAUGGAUGUGAUCAGUGUGGAAAUGCUUUCACCAGAGCAAGUGUCCUAAAAAUCCACCAACGCAUCCACACUGGAGACAGACCAUAUGUGUGUUACCAAUGUGGAAAUGCUUUCACCACAGUAAUAGACCUAAAAGUCCACCAACGCAGCCACACUGGAGAAAGACCAUAUGAGUGUGACCAGUGUGGAAAUGCUUUCACCACAGUUGGGCACCUAAAAGUCCACCAACGCAUCCACACAGGAGAAAGACCAUAUGAGUGUAACCAGUGUGGAAAUGCUUUCACCAGAGCUGAUAGCCUAAAAUUGCACCAACGCAUCCACACUGGAGAAAGACCAUAUGAGUGUGACCAGUGUGGAAAUGCUUUCACCACAUCAAGUAACCUAAAAAGACACCAACGUCUCCACACUGGAGAAAAACCAUAUGAGUGUGACCAAUGUGGAAAUGCUUUCACCACAGCAAGAAACUUAAAAAUUCACCAACGCAUCCAUACUGGAGGAAGACCAUAUGGCUGUGACCAGUGUGGGAAGUUUUUCACCAAAGCUAAUCACCUAAAAAUCCACCAACGGACUCACACUGGAGAGAGACCCUACCAGUGCAGAUUCUAUGACAGAUCUUUUGUCACAGGUUCAAAAUGUACGAAACAUGAACAUGUCAAGACACAAGAAAAAAACUGAACAGUUGUACAAAAAGUAAGACAUUGGACCCUAGUGGAAAGAGUCAGUGUCAUAACACACCUAAACAGUUUGAAUGUUUCCAAUGCGAUGGAAGAUUCUCGUCAUCCUCUGCCCUCUGCUGUCAUUAGUGCAGAUGUGAAUCAUCAACGUCUGGACCAAAAUGUCCCUCAGCAUCAGAUGACAAGAAGAAACACAGUAUGUGUGAACCAGCAGCACCCACUUCUGACAAGAACAUCAGACUUAAAAACCUCCAGAUCAGACUUUACAUAAUCCAGAUGUGAAGACAAACAUCAGACUGAAGGCUGUGUUUUGUUUUUCUCAGAGUACAGAAGUGUGUUCUAAUGCACCACCUUCACAAAACAGUGACGUUACUGAACCUCAACCUGCCACGAGGUGAAAAGUUCAACUAGUGGAGGUCAAAAAGGACCUGGUUUCUAUGGCGAUACUACUUCUCACUGACUCUGUGGACUUUAAUCCUUGUUAAACCUUGUUGUUGUGAUUCUGUUGCUGGUUGGGGUUCACACAGUUGGAUUUACAUCAGUUAGAAACAACAUGAUGAACAUGAUAUAACUGAGACAGAAUGACUGAUGAGCUGGUAGUGGUUUAGUCCCAAACUGAGGCCGACAACAUGAAGGAGAUCACAUUCCUUUGGAGGAGGAAGUCUGUUUAGCAGAAAGUUCACCACCACCAAUGGAGACAUCACAACUAGUCAGUGCUCCAUCUAGUGGUCCAAUCUGGUACUGGUCUGGUCCAGUGUUAACUUUAAUAUCAAACUGGAUUCAACUUUUUUCCGCUGGUCUAACCCUGACCUGCAGAAUGUGUUUGAUUUGAUUGAAAAUGCUGAACUACUGAUGACCGUGGUAUAGUGGAACCACUUUAUGUAUCAGAAAUAUUACAAAUAUUUUGUUGUACUAUGUUGUAUUUUUUCAAUUUGUUUUAUUCUAAUUAUAAAGUGGAUUUGUAACACAAGAGAAUAUUAAUAUGGUGUAUUUUCUUUGUGAGUGUGGUGAUAAAUGUGACUGCAAUAAAGCUGAUGGAAUCAGUCCAAAGGAGACAAACCGACUCAAACAGGAAACAUGUGACUGUGGUCUGUCAGACUCAGUGGAGUCUAAUGCUGCUGAAAAACCACACAGAAAGGCCUGACAUGGCCAAAGCCUGACACCACAGAAGAAGAAGGAGUCAGUAGUGAAUGUGUGGAGGGCUCAUUCCACUCCUCUAGUGGCUCAGAUGGAUGAGGAACUGCU
Molecule: messenger RNA, 2162 nt
Organism: Sphaeramia orbicularis (orbiculate cardinalfish)
Lineage: Eukaryota; Metazoa; Chordata; Actinopteri; Kurtiformes; Apogonidae
Product: zinc finger protein 239-like
Exons: 3
Coding region: 1-918 (305 amino acids)
Biological process (GO): regulation of transcription by RNA polymerase II
Molecular function (GO): RNA polymerase II cis-regulatory region sequence-specific DNA binding; DNA-binding transcription factor activity
Source: RefSeq, a predicted model, not a curated record